Triplophysa dalaica is the source of this 3646-nucleotide messenger RNA. It is a transcript of the gene nrg3b, whose product is annotated as neuregulin 3b. The coding region runs from base 992 to 3244 and encodes 750 amino acids. NCBI's taxonomy places the organism in Eukaryota, Metazoa, Chordata, Actinopteri, Cypriniformes, Nemacheilidae. Gene Ontology annotation, biological process: animal organ development; intracellular signal transduction; nervous system development. The transcript is spliced from 9 exons. Gene Ontology annotation, molecular function: chemorepellent activity. The record is from RefSeq and is a predicted model, not a curated record.
UCUCGUGCUCUCUGUAUGCCUGUAUUUCUGCCAAGGUCUGAGUCUUUCAGUGUGGGAAUGUAGCGACCCAGAGACAGGACUUCCUUUGAAUUCUGGUGCAAUGAUGGAUGUGGGACAGAGGCUCGGAUGUUCACUGACAGAGGGGGAGAACUAAGGGCAGGGAUUGGAAAAGGGAUCAGAUGGAUUUUACCCUCCCGGUCGUCUCUGCCUGAUCACAGCACAUCACAGCUCUCUACCGUGGUGUGGAUUACUGCUUGCCCGUGUCCACCGAAGCACCGCUGGACAGAGGAGAGGGAGAGCCGAGCCACAUAGCCAGAGACGAAGCGCCGUGUCGGUGAGAGGGAGACGCAGAGCUGUCCCUUGAGUGGUGCCGUGCUUCUGCCGCUACCUGAGCUUCUUUGCACGCACGCACACACUUGCACACACAUACAGAGGCAGGGCUGCGCCAGCCGCGACGACCGAUGCGUUAAUGCAGCUGUGAGAGAAGAAGAUCUGCAGCAGGGAGCUGCCCUCGCUCAGGCACUCGCGGAUAUACAAGGAAAAUUUGACUCUGGGGCAAAACACCUACAGAUCCCGCAAACUUAAUUUUUGUUCUAUUUUUCACCUCUUUGGAGCAUCUUGGGAAUUACCGUAGGUUCUACAGAAGCUGAACUUAAUAGAGGCUUGUUACCAGACCCGCUCUCUUCCCCCCUCCCAGAACCCAGUCCUGUUUGCUUUCUGACUGAGUGGGUCCGCGCGUAUGUUUGUGUGCGUGUACGUGACUAUUGGUGUUUUUUAGGCGUAGGUUUGUUGCACUCGAUUGUAUAGAAUUAAUAUUUACAUGUAUAGGCUGAUGUUUGCUGUUAUAUUCAUAUGAGAUGUCGGUAUUGCAUGUAUCUGUAUUCGUGGUUGAGUGUUAAAUUAAUAUUAAUGAGAUGCCCAGUUUUGGCUCCCUCCCCAGCUCCCCCCACUGCUUGCACUGCUUCUUGGCUUGGCCCUGAACCCCAGAAGCAUGAGUGAGAGAACGGCACUUGGGGCCACCAUGGAGACCAUGACCCUGGAGGAGCCCGGGGGUGAACAGGCCUCUCCCCGGGCCCCAGGGCCCCUCCGCUGUGGCCCCUGUGCGGUGUGGCCCCGCCAGCAAACGUGGCUUUGCGUAGUGCCCCUUCUGAUGGGCUUUGUGGGCCUGGGCCUCAGCCUGAUGCUUCUUAAAUGGAUUGUGGUGGGCUCGGUGCAGGAUUACGUCCCAACUGACCUGGUGGAUGCCAAUCGCAUUGGACAAGACCCUAUUUUCUUAUCUAAACCCAGUGCCCCACCCAAGGGCCCUGAUGGCUCCACAUCAACCACUUCCGCAGUGCCCUCGGUGGCUCCGGGUUCGGCAACCCGGGCGGCAGAGGGCACAGGAACAGUGCAGAGGACUCGAAUUGGGCAGUCCUCCAACCACACUGCCAGCAGCAGUAGCAGCAGUGGAGGAAGCGGCGGGGCGUUAGGGGGUGGCCCGGGAAACAGUGCACCACACUUGCAUAACAGAGUGGGGACAAGAGUGACCAACUCAACCACCGCCACCCGAGCCACCAAUCCCGCCCCACCGGGAGGAAAGGAGGUGACCCCACGCAGCACCACUGUCCGGAAACCCAACGGGGAGGGUGGGAACCAAAACACCUCACGGACCGGGCCGCCAAGUACGACCACUAUGAGUACCGAGUCAACUGCUACGACAACCUCGACUCAAGCAGCCAGCCAGCGCUGGAAUCACGGACGCUCCUCCAAAGGCCCUUCCACCAAGCCUACUCGGCCACACCAUCGGUUCAGGACUCUUGCCCCCACAACCUCCACCGUACAUUCUGAAUUCUUCAAGCCCUGCCAAGACAGUCAGGAGAUGGCCUUCUGCCUGAAUGAGGGAGAGUGCUUCAUCAUCGAAACUGUGGCAGGCGUGCAUAGACAUUGCAGGUGUAAAGAGGGCUACCGAGGACUUCGUUGUGAUCAGUUUGUCCCAAAAACAGACUCCAUCUUAUCAGACCCAACAGACGAACUGGGCAUCGAGUUUAUGGAGAGCGGAGAAACCUAUCAGAGACAGAUUUUGUCCAUCUUCAGCAUAGCCAUGGGGAUCAGCUUGCUGGGAGUGGCUUGCAUGGCUCUUUACUGCAAAAACAAGAGGCAAAGAGAAAAGCAUCGGGCUCAUCUGACCGAAAUCCGCAAUUUGAGGGACUGCACUGUCAACGCCUCCGACCUCAUGUCAAAAUCCAGCAACAGAACAGAGAGACCCAUCCUGCUCCAAAAGAGCAAAAGAACCCAGGGUUCCUCUUCUCCACAUGACGCCGGUGUGGUGCUCAGCAGCUGUAAAGUCUCCCUACCAAAUGAUAAUCGCACCCUCGCCGUGGGGAAAAACUGCAGAAGCUGCUCUCUCUCUUCAAGCCCCUCACCAAAACAAAAGGCAACCAAUUAUCGAGCUGUUUCAAGGUGGACGCCGCCCAUCUCUAGAGCAGGCCAUAAUUUCAGCGGAGGAUCUAGAGAUUCCCUUCAUUCCUACAAGCAUCUGCAAGAGGUGGAUGUCAAAGAAAUGAUGCCAGAAUCUUUGGGAAGGUUCCAGGCUCAAUCAAACACCAAUCAGCAAAGCCGAUCAAAUUCGAAUAUGCAAAUUGUUGUCUCCGCCCAUUCCAGAGAUAAGACGGGAGGCAGUGAUGUUCCAUGCACUCGUCUCGACCAGGGAACGGUCUUUCUUUCUCCAUCGUUCCGAGCUCGCUCUGUACCCAUAAUCCCGUCUGUUCAGGGACCCGAUUAUGGGGAGGGGCCUGGGGAAGGGGGCAGGGUUAAGAUGCACGCCGGAGGUGGAAUUUCUUACAACCCUGAGACUGAGGCGGAGUCAGUGGCAAGUUCCAGCCAAUCACUUGCCAGCUCCUCCGGGACAGUUCAGGAGCCACAGACACUUGCCUGCUCUGAGUCGUUACUGAUGUCAAGGGGCCAAAUCAAACACAAAAGCCUUGUUACCUACACGACAGCCUUGGGAUCAGGUACAGGCUCCAGGAGAGCAAAGACUGUCAUAUCGAUGACUGUACUGGGAUCAGGGGAGAAAACCACGCAGUAUACCGCCAGUCUGAUGUCAGGGGGACAUGGGAAUGAGCAUGUUCAGUCCACUUUUGGAGAUACUUCAGGACGGGAGAUGGACGGUGAUGGUUUACAAACGGCAGUUUUGGGAAACGAAAGGGAAAGCUUGUUUUCUGCCGGGGUUAGAAGUGGGGCCUGCCUCACGUAUCCAAAGAGCUGAUUGGAUGAAUGCAAAUAUCACUUUGGAAACUUCACUUAUGUUGGUGUUGAUAAGGGGUGGGACCCCGUUUGUGUUGACCCACCAUCAAAAGACUUCAUUUUGGAACUAUUUUACUGCAUUGUGAACUACAGAGACAAAUUACUGACAACAGAAACAAAGCACCGAAUUACUGACAACACAAUGUGAAUAGAUAACGUGAGAAAGAUUACUAUGGAUGGGAUGCUGAUUUAAAGAGGAACUGAAAAAGAUUUAUAUGCCACUAUUUAACAAAUGCUUCAAUUUAGAAACCAAAUAGUGUGUCAUCUCAAUGUUGUUUCUUAACUGUAAAGAAGAAAAAUAUAAUAGAUGUCAAAACUAUAUGUAUGUCAUAUAUUCCGUGUAUAUGACAUACCAAGUGACAAA